AUGCAGGAAGAGGCCGUCGAUACGACGCACAUUGAAUUUGGACCGCAACUACCAGAUAAGACGUCGAUUUCGUCGUUUACGACAGCGGAACAAGCUCAGGUCGCCUACGCAUUGGUUGUCCCGGAAGAACGCGCGGUAGCAUCCGGUUUUUGGUCGGAAUUCUCGCAUAAAUGGAUGCUUUGGGGCUUGAAGGCGUGUAUGCUCAUCUUUCUGGCUUCUGGAGGGUGUAUUGUACCGCGGGAGUUCCAGCUGAAGGCAACGAUGGCUCUGUGCUCGGGCUUUGACGCACUCAUCGACGUUGGGACUGGAUACGGCAAAACCUUUUGCAUGAUACUCCCAGCAUUGCUCUUCAACGGCAUGAUUACUCUGGUCGUCUCUCCGUUGAAGAAACUACAAGAAAUGCAGGUUCUCGAGUUUAGGAAAUACGGACUUUCGGCGUUGGCAAUCAAUGAGGACACUGGCAAUGAUAAGGAACUUUGGAAGGACAUUGCUAACGGCGCCUAUUCGGUCCUUGUGGUGACGGCCGAGCAGUUCUUUGUCGACAAGGGCCACUGGCCUCGGAUGGCUCGACUCAUUAACAAACGGAAGUUUUCCAGCAAAGUCAGAUUCCUUUUCGUUGAUGAGGCGCACUCUAUCUACACAUUCGGAGCCAGUCUCUAUGGGCAACCAGCAUUCCGACCUGCCUGGAGCUACUUGGCAGACCUUCGAACCAAGCUCGGCUCUCAGGUUUCUGUGGCUGCGCUAUCUGGUACGAUGCCGAAACAUAUGAAGACAGUCAUCCGCGAAACACUGCAGUUCGACGACGAAACUCUCUGCGAGAUCAAGCUUUCGUGUAACCGGCCCAACAUUGCGUACGCCAAACAUGCAAUUGUCGGCAACCUCACCGACUAUCGCAACCUUGACUUUUUGAUUUCGGACGAAACAGGUUCCAAUGCACCAGACCGGGUGCGGAGGAAAACCAUUGUGUUCCAUGACCGGAUUACCGAUGCGACAGGAGCAAAAGAACACCAGGAGCAGCAGCUACCAGAGGCCAACCGUGGCAAGGGGGUCAUAGCAUACUACCAUGCCGGGAUGUCAAAACAAUACCUCCAACGAGUGCAUGAUGACUUUCGGGACCCGAAUGGAGGACUCGACAUCCGAGAUGUCCAUUGUGUCAUCCAGUAUGGCCUCCCUCGCGAUAUGACAACACUACAGCAAAGGGCUGGGCGCCCUGGGCGCGACGGCAUCACUAACUCAGUCUAUGUCCUCCUCUACGAGCCCUUUGCUCUCACGGCAGACCUUUCUCCAGCACGAGAGGCCGAGAAGAUGUCUGAUUCUCCCCUUGAUCCUGAUCGGCCCAUUACUGGGAAGCUCAAGCCCAGAGGCCACAAGCUUCAUCGUAUCGGUGUUUCGGUCUAUGACCUUGUUCAGGACGAGGAUCGGUGUAUUCGUGGUGACUUCGCCUCCUAUAAUAAUGACACAAGUGAACAUGCACUCAAGUUUACGGGCCCUUUCUGUUGCAAUGGGAAGAUCCAUGGUGAUAGGCCAUUUGAUUUUGGCUACUACUUUCCCUCGAAACUCCUCUACUUUGAUGCCACUACCAAAUUGGUGUAUCGAGGCAACCCCAACGACCCUAACAGGACUCUGCUCGACCCUCCUACUGGAACAAAACGGAAGGCUGCAAGGAACAAGUACCGUCCAGUUGCAUUUAGGGCAUCACUCGUCUCACGGCUCGAGAAGUUCCGACUCGACGAAUGGCAAGCAUCCAAAAAUCAUCGAGUACUGCACCACCCCUCCUUCAUUCUCACCAAUAAACAGCUCACACUUAUCGCGCGCAUUCCGCCCGACCAACUGACCACACCAGAGAUGAUUAUCAAAGUUCUCGGUGAUGACUUGAAGCAGGACUUGCGCGGCUCAAUCUGGGAACAGAAAUAUGCUCAGAAGGUCUUCGACAUUGUGAAGUGCUAUGAUGCGGAGGUAGGAAGUCUAAAGGAGAUGGAGAGGGCGAAGAAGGAGGAAAGAAUAAAACGAUCGAAGGAGGAGGCACGGGAUAGGGCUAUAAGAGAGGCGCAGGAAAGGUUCAAGGCAGAUUCUCUAGCAAGGGAAGAGGCUGCAGCCAGUCGAGCACGGGAACUUAUCAUGGGUUCCGCCUCGACAUCGAUUUUUGCAACGACUGAGUGGCCUACACCUUCACAGCCCCAGAACACGCAGCAGACGACUGCUGUUACAGAAGCCACUAAUUACACCGAUUUUCAGCUCACCUAUGCUCGCACUGCCCAGGGGAACUUGCAGGCAUUCCAGGAAGCGGAGAAGCAGCGUAUGAAGGAGAUAGAGGAUCGGAUUAAGGCUCAGCUCAAACUCUUACGACAAAAAUGA
Coprinopsis cinerea okayama7#130 is the source of this 2355-nucleotide messenger RNA. Its product is annotated as II DNA helicase. The transcript is spliced from 4 exons. Gene Ontology annotation, molecular function: ATP binding; nucleic acid binding; four-way junction helicase activity. Lineage: Eukaryota; Fungi; Basidiomycota; Agaricomycetes; Agaricales; Psathyrellaceae. Bases 1 to 2355 code for a protein of 784 amino acids. Gene Ontology annotation, biological process: double-strand break repair via homologous recombination. The record is from RefSeq and is a predicted model, not a curated record. Gene Ontology annotation, cellular component: nucleus; chromosome; cytoplasm.